Molecule: messenger RNA, 1434 nt
Organism: Penicillium macrosclerotiorum
Lineage: Eukaryota; Fungi; Ascomycota; Eurotiomycetes; Eurotiales; Aspergillaceae
Product: Zn(II)2Cys6 transcription factor
Exons: 4
Coding region: 1-1434 (477 amino acids)
Biological process (GO): positive regulation of transcription by RNA polymerase II
Cellular component (GO): nucleus
Molecular function (GO): zinc ion binding; DNA-binding transcription factor activity, RNA polymerase II-specific; transcription cis-regulatory region binding
Source: RefSeq, a predicted model, not a curated record
AUGUCGACCCGCUCUCAUCAAGGAUGUUGGACCUGCAAGCGCCGGCGCCGGAGAUGCGAUAACGGUCAUCCGUCAUGUGAGAACUGUGUCCAACGAGGCUUGGAUUGCGAGGGCUAUGAGGUGCGAUUGCGCUGGGGCACUGGGAUUGCUUCGCGGGGUCGGUUUACAGGAGCCGAUAAGCCUCUGGACGACAGUGUACCACCGAGGCCUAAGGGGAGACAAAGGGAUCGUAGUAAGGAGCGAAGGAAGCUUGAAGAGACAAGGAAGCUCGAAGAGCUCAAGGCAGAAAACCCGAAUUACACCGAGCUUUCCGCCACGACUCCACCGCCGGAGGACAUGGAAUUCACCGACAGCGCGAAAAAGGAUCAGGAGGAAGCCAUUUUCAACGAAUUCAUGAAAAAUGGAAUCAACGUCCUUCAUUCAACCACCGCUAAAAAUAGCAUGCUUCAACCCCGACUGCCCCAAUUGUGUCAAGAAUCUAGUGCCUUGUAUACCAUCUGCCUCACAUUCCAGUUAUCUUUGUCGGCGACUCAUACUCCACGCUUCUUCGAAUACUUCGACUCUGCGUUACGCGAAUUCCGAUCCGAGCUCGCCCAUAGUACGAUCCUCUCGGAUGGGACACUGACCGCGGGGCUGUUACUUUGUAGUAUUGGCUUGAUGCAUGGUUUACCCUGGACUAUGCAUCUAGAAGGCAUGCAUAAUAUCUUGCAAAGCCAUGGUUUGGAUGACCAACAGAGCACAAUUAGACAAAGCCUAUUCCGCGCCCACUUGCUCGAGGUCAUGGGGGUCAUGGACAUACCCUGUGUUGCGGUCGGGCGCCAAAGACCCAGUAUCGGCAUCUGGCGUCGUUUCUGUCAACCGACGGGACCAAGACACGGCAUUGAACCGGUUACAGGACUACCACGCACGCUAGUUGAUCUGUUUGCGGGAAUUGACUUCGAUACAACGGAGCAAAGCUUUUGGGAUUGGUCCGGCGAAGCGGGAAGCUUCUUACAGUGCUAUUUGUGGGAAGCCCAUCGCUUGGCCGGCAUUUUAACCCUUCGUCGAAAUGCGCGUCUUGGCAAACAGCUGUCUCCUGACAUGUCAGAAUCCGCGUCGUGGAGACACCCAAUUAAGUGCCCUCUGGAUGAAACGGUGUUGGUGGCCCGCAUAUUAGCCAAUCUUGAUGCUUUGCGUCUAGCAUAUUUCGAGCGACCGACAGAAGAACCAUGUAUCAGAAAUGCAGUCAAUCUUCCGCUAUUUAUUGCAGGCCUUGAAGUUACCGUUAUUUCUCACAAUCCACAGUGGCAGAGAACAAUUCGAAGUUGUGUACUUGGUUCGCGUCAGGAUGAGAUUCUUCUCGAUAUCCUGGAAGAACUCUGGCAUCGCAAUGAUCCUAUGCUUGAUGUGGAUGACAUUGCCCGAGCAAGAGGGGUAGAAAUGGGAUUGUUGUGA